Messenger RNA from Lobosporangium transversale, 3336 nucleotides. RefSeq lists its product as hypothetical. Gene Ontology annotation, molecular function: ATP hydrolysis activity; ABC-type transporter activity; ATP binding. The coding region runs from base 168 to 3257 and encodes 1029 amino acids. The record is from RefSeq and is a predicted model, not a curated record. Lineage: Eukaryota; Fungi; Mortierellomycota; Mortierellomycetes; Mortierellales; Mortierellaceae. Gene Ontology annotation, cellular component: membrane. The transcript is spliced from 6 exons.
UUUUUUUUCUUAGUGCUCAUCUCCAUUCGACAUUCUUCAUUCUCCAUUCUUCAUUCACAUUCACCGCUUGUUCGACAAAAAUAAGAUAUCAGGGAAAUAGAGAAAAAGAAGGCCUGAAUGUUAUUUUAAUUUAGCGCAGGCAUAUAUACAUUCCAAUUGAUCAGAUCAUGGAUCCCCUUGAUUACUACGCACUAUUGAACUUGGUGGAUGCCCCUGGCGUUGUGCCAGGCCGUGACCCAAAAUGUCAAUAUGUUCAAACACCAUUAAAAUCUUCUGCAAAUGCAUCUACUCCUACUUGGGGAUGUCCUGCAGGACAUUUUUGCGUCUCGCCAAAACAUUCAGCGCCCUGCACGCCUGGCUUCUACUGUCCACCCAACACAGCUCAGCCCAUGUACUGUUGUCCAGGCUAUUAUUGCUCCAAUGACACGACCACUUUGACAAUCUGUCCCCAGAAUCAAUACUGUCCAGCAGGAUCAGUAGGAGGAGGAGUCUCCUGCUUAUGGCUCGCCUCAUGUCCCGCGGGUAGUUCAUCGGCUUCCAAGUUUGGGCUGGUUCUUUUUGUUAUCAUUUUUAUCAUUGGUAUUUACAUUGUUUUCUGGAUCCACAAACGAUUUGAACGAGUCCGUACUCAGCAUCUUGAGAAGCGGCUACGAUGGAUCCAUAACCAUAAUGCCAAUCAUGACAACCUGUUGAUUGAGGAUGAGCAGGACGACGACGACGACGACGGCUGCAAUGAUGAAAAAAGUAGUGGAUCUGGUACUCAUGAUGAUAAUGGUAAUAGCAACAGUCGCCACAGGAUACGUGAUCAAGUCAUUGAUAUUGAUGGCAACAAAUCUACGCCGCACCGUUCAGAUUCCGAUCGAACAGCUGUAGGAGAGACAUCACCAUCAUCAAAGCCUGUAGACGAUGUCCCUCAAAGACCGAAGCUGAGGAGAAAAGUGACAAAGGUCACUCACUCGUUCGACAUUGAGUUUGAGCGCCUCAGCUUGACUCUUUCAAAUGGAACUACCAUUCUACAGAAUGUAUCUGGCCAGCUGAAGGCAGGAAGGAGUUGCGCCAUCAUGGGCCCUUCAGGGUCCGGCAAGACUACGCUUAUCUCCAUCCUCACAUCGAAAAUGCCCAAGAACGAAGGUCGCGUUCUCAUCAACGGACAAGAAGAGGAUCUUAGCCAUUACCGUAAACUCAUUGGAUAUGUACCUCAGGACGAUAUCAUGAUGCGCGAGCUAACUGUGCAUGAUAUCCUCUUACACUCUGCAUACAUGCGCUUGCCAGCCAAACUCACGAAAUCACAAAUGACGGAAAAAGUACUGGAGAUUGUUGACUUUCUGGGUUUAAACUCGGUAAUGGAUUCUGUAGUAGGUGAUGCCGAAAAGCGAGGUAUCUCUGGAGGCCAAAGGAAGCGCGUCAACAUUGGUAUGGAACUUGUAACAGACCCUAGCAUCUUGUUCCUGGACGAGCCGACCUCGGGAUUGGAUUCAAGUACAAGUGGUGAUGUCUGUAAACUCUUGAGGGCCAUUGCGCGCAAGAAGGGUCUCACAGUCGCUGCUGUCAUCCACUCUCCCUCGCCCGUUGCAUUCGACCAAUUUGACGACCUCUUGCUCUUGGGCCACGGUGGCCGCGUGGUAUUCCACGGACCCAGGACUGAAGCGCCAGCUUAUUUCUCUGCCAUCGGUUUUCCCCUACCCAAGGACUCUAGCCCUUCAGACUUCUAUAUGGACGUGAUAUCAAAUAAUGUCAAAUCCAAGAUCUCUAAAAACUUCAAGCCCUUCUACCUGCAUCGCUAUUGGGAAUCGUACUGCAAGCGCGCACAGACAUUUUAUGCAGCAGGCAACAAUGGCGUGGAAUAUAGACACCCAUCACCUUAUACUUCAAAUCCAUCAUUACUCCAUCUUAAUUCGCGAGCUUCAGGUUGCCAUAGUUUGGAUCAAUCCGCAAUGUCGGUACAGCAUCAGCAUAGACCAGAGCUAUCAGCCAUGCCCAAUAUGAGUGGUGCCUCAUCGCCAGCGCUGUCUCCUUCUUCUGUGCAUAGCCCGGGGGCGGUAGGGCCGUCAUCUCUCCAUCCCUCGUCAGCUUCCCGCGUUGGCGAUGAGAAACGCCAUAGUCAACACAAGAGUGUAACCAGGGUCCGUGACUUGGCUCUUGAACAUGAGCCUAAAUCCGGUUCGUCUACACCUCGAGCUUCCAUGGCCCUAUCUGAGUUUCACUCCAUGUAUGAUUCGCCGCCUUUACCAGAGAAACUCACCUGGGUAGAGACGACCAAAGGGGCGCUCCGCAUAUUUCUCAUUGACAGUCGUAUGUGGUGGCACGGGGUUUUUGCAGAGACCAAGGAAACUGUUUUGGGGCUCUUUCUUAAACGCAGAGACCCUAUCCGUAACACUGCAUCCCCAUUCAAGAUGUUUUGGCUAUGUCUAUCUCGUGCACGCCUGCAGAUUUACAGGAGCCGGCGUCAGUUCCUCUACGACCAGCUCUUGCACCUGGGCUGUGGCAUGUUCAUCUCAAUUGCUGCCUCAAAGUUCGAUUAUCUCGGUCGACAACAUGACAUGGUCUGUGCAAUGACUCCAUUCCAGCUCAAGCCCAGCUGCUUCAGUCCAACGGACCAUUUGGCAGAAGUCGGUGUCUUUAUUGCACUCGGUGUUUGCUUUGCAGGCAUUUCGGUGGGAUCUGUCACUUUUGGCAACGAAAAGCUGGUCUAUUGGCGCGAGAAGUCUUCGGGUCUACUCACGCUCCCUUAUUAUUUAGCCAAAGUGAUUGCUGAUAUCCCUCGCAUCGUUCUUGCCGGAAUCAUGUUCUCAAUCUCAUUGAUUAUCUUCUUCAACGAGCGAUCCAAUUAUUUCUAUCUAUUGUUUAUUAUCAUCAUGCUGUAUGCUAUAGCCUUUGCAAUGGGCUAUCUACUAUCAGCCUUGAUCCCUGCUCAGCGCGUGGCGCUUGUGGGAACAGGAUUUACGUUGGCUUGGGCAAUUGUGUUUUCGGGUGAUGCACCUGAUUUGGCUGAUGUGAUGAGCGAUAGCGCAUCGGGCGGAUAUAGAGCGACAUCAUGGAUCUGGACAAUCUCUGCACCUAGGUAUGCUAUUGAAGCGAUUUACUUGCGGGAAGUGCAGGCGAGGCCGUGGGUCGAGAUUCAAAACGCUCCUCUAGCUCACACAUAUAAGCUAGACCAGUUCUGGUGGUGUUUUAGGGCCAUGGCUUGUAUUCUACUUGGAUGGCACGUUUUAGCAUUCAUCAGCUUCAAACUAAAAGAUCGAUCCAAGCAACGCUAGAAAAAAAAAAUGUAUAGACUACCACAAUACCUUAAUAACUUAAUUAAAAGUCUGUUGGCCACUUUAACGCCCAGCUUUC